AUGAGAAAGUGGGGUUCACCCAUCCUGGGCCCCUCCCGGCAGGACACCACCCCCGACGAGCUCCUGUCGGCCGUGAUGACCGCCGUGCUGCAGGACGUGAACCUGAGGCCGGAGCAGCUGGGGGACAUCUCCGUGGGCAACGUGCUUCAGCCUGGAGCCGGGGCAGUGAUGGCCAGGAUUGCGCAGUUUCUGAGUGGCAUCCCGGAGACCGUACCUCUAUCCACCGUCAACCGACAGUGCUCUUCCGGCCUGCAGGCACUGGCUAACAUUGCAGGUGGCAUCAGAAAUGGGUCUUUUGACAUUGGCAUGGCCUGUGGGGUGGAGUCCAUGUCCAUGGCCGAGAGAGGGAAUCCUGGCAACAUCAGCUCCCGCCUGGUGGACAAUAAGAAGGCCAGAGACUGCCUGAUCCCCAUGGGAAUCACUUCGGAGAACGUGGCUGAGCGGUUUGGCAUCUCCAGGGAGCAGCAGGACGCCUUCGCACUGGCCUCCCAGCAGAAGGCAGCCCGAGCUCAGAGCCAGGGCUGCUUCCGUGCCGAGAUCGUGCCCGUGACCACCACCGUCCUGGAUGCCAAGGGCGACCCCCAAACCCUCACCGUGUCUCAGGACGAGGGCAUCCGUCCCAGUACCACACUGGAGGGUCUGGCCAAGCUGAAGCCCGCCUUCAAAGAUGGUGGUUCCACCACAGCUGGAAACUCAAGCCAGGUGAGCGACGGGGCGGCGGCGGUGCUGAUGGCGCGGAGAUCCACAGCAGAGGAGCUGGGCCUGCCCAUCCUCGGCGUGCUGAGAUCAUUCGCGGUGGUCGGGGUCCCCCCUGACAUCAUGGGCGUGGGGCCCGCCUACGCCAUCCCUGUGGCUCUGCAGAAAGCAGGGCUGACGGUGAAUGACGUGGACAUCUUUGAGAUCAACGAGGCCUUUGCCAGCCAGGUGAGCCUGUGUCCCUUGU
Messenger RNA from Dipodomys ordii (Ord's kangaroo rat), 943 nucleotides. Its product is annotated as 3-ketoacyl-CoA thiolase B, peroxisomal-like. Gene Ontology annotation, biological process: phenylacetate catabolic process; fatty acid beta-oxidation. NCBI's taxonomy places the organism in Eukaryota, Metazoa, Chordata, Mammalia, Rodentia, Heteromyidae. Gene Ontology annotation, molecular function: acetyl-CoA C-acyltransferase activity. The record is from RefSeq and is a predicted model, not a curated record. The annotation marks the transcript as partial. The transcript is spliced from 9 exons. Gene Ontology annotation, cellular component: peroxisome.